CACCUCAGUCCGGCAAAAGCAGAGGGAGAGAGGAAGGCAGAUUGCUCCGCACGCCCACACAAAGAUAGAAGCAAAGAGAGAGGAGAGGCCAGCAUGCAGCGAUUGCAGUUCGCCGUCAAUGGAGGAAACUCAUCUGAUGUUUCUCACCACACAAGUCGCCACAUCGGCACCGCCGGCACGAAGCCGCUCCACAUCCGGAAUCGUUUUGAGGUUAGGGAUGAAAUGCCCUCAAUCUCCUCCUGUUCUCAUACACCUCCAAGACUGGAUUGGACUGAUGUCUUUCUUCCGCUUCAUCAUGAGUUACUGUCCUGAUUCUUGAAAUUCUCAGGUAUCUGCAAGUGGAAAUGGGUGAUCGAUGGAGAUAUAAACUUGCAUUGACUCUUGAGAACUGGGUGAUCGAUGGAGACAUAAACUUGUAUUGACCCUUGAGAACUGGGUGAUCGAGGCUCCCCUUCAUUGCUGAGGAGGCAAAGGAGGAGACCAAUGGAAAUGUUAGUUGUUGUUCUUGGAUAUUUGGCUCUUACUGCCAUGGUUCAUGGGCAGGAUCAAUCAGGCUUCAUAAGCAUCGAUUGCGGGAUAAAUCCGGGUUCCAGCUAUUUUGAUGCCUUAACUGAAAUAUACUAUGCAUCAGACUCAGAAUUCAUAGACACUGGAAUACAUUAUGAUGUUUCUGAGGAACACAGACCUAGGUUUGAAACUCGAGAUCAGCAGCUCAUGAAUGUGAGGAGCUUCCCUGAAGGAGCCAAGAAUUGUUACACUCUUCGACCGCAACAAGGCAAAGAUCAUAAGUACUUGAUCAGAGCUUCCUUCAUGUAUGGGAACUAUGACUCCAAAAAUCAGCUUCCAGUGUUCAAACUAUACGUGGGUGUUAAUGAAUGGGACACUGUGAAAUUCAGCAAUUCAUAUGAUGUUGUUCGGAAAGAAAUUAUACAUGUCCCGAGAACAGAUCACAUAUAUGUCUGUCUAGUGAACACUGGUUUUGGGUCACCUUUCAUAUCAGCAUUAGAGUUGAGACAACUGAAUAAUUCCAUUUAUGCAACUCAAUCUGGAUCAUUGAUACUCUUUAGGAGGCUUGAUAUUGGUUCAAAAACAAGUCAGACAGUCAGAUACAAAGAUGACGCUUUUGAUCGCGUUUGGGAACCAUUCAGCCGGCCUUAUUGGAAAUCAGUGAGCACAUCCUAUAGUAGUGAUACUUUAAGUGAUAACCACUUUAAACCUCCAUCCAAGGUCAUGGCAACUGCUGUAACCCCUGGUGAUGAAAGAUAUCCCUUGGAAUUCCACUGGAAUCUGGACAAUUCUACUCGACAGUUCUAUGUAUACACGCACUUUGCUGAGGUUGAGGAUCUCCAAUCCAACCAGUUGAGAGAAUUGUAUGUAUCACUUAAUGGUCGGUUCUGGAGUCCUGAACCUAUUGUUCCUGGAAGAUUGGUUCCACAUACUGGAUUUAGCGCACAUUCCAUAAGUGCAUCAUCUGAGCUAUCACUUUCAAUUUUUAAGACACACAGAUCCACUCUUCCACCAAUUCUCAAUGCUUUGGAGAUUUAUGAGAUAAAACAGUUGUUUCAAUCAUCAACUGUCCAGAGCAAUGUUGAUGCUAUCAAGAAAAUCAAGGCGGUGUACAAGGUGAAGAAAAACUGGCAAGGAGAUCCAUGUCUUCCCAUUGAGUUCUCAUGGAAUGGCCUGAGCUGCAGUGACAACAGUCCCAUUUCCCCUAGUAUCAUCUCUUUGAACCUUUCAUGGAGCAAGUUAACUGGGGAGAUAGAUUCUUCAUUCUCCAAUCUCACAUCAUUAAAAUCUUUAGAUUUAUCUUACAAUAGUUUGACUGGAGAAGUGCCACACUUUCUAUCUCAACUGCCUUCCUUGAAGACCCUGAACUUGUCAGGAAAUAAUCUCACAGGUUCAGUUCCAUUGGCUCUCAUUGAAAAGUCUAGAAAUGGAUCCCUGUCUUUGAGAUUGGAUGGGAAUCCAAAUCUUUUUAACAAAAGCUCCUGGGAGGAUGAGGAAGAGGAGGACAAAGAGAAGACCAAUAAUAAUGUUGUUGUUCCAGUAGUUGCAUCCAUUAUUUCAGUUCUAGUCCUCUUAUUAGGUGAAGUAGCUGCCUUGUGGAUAUUUAAAAGGAGACAACAACACGAUGGUAUGACAUUGGACUCAAAGAACUGGCACAUUAGUUACUCCGAGGUUGAUAGAAUCACUGACAACUUCAAAAAAAUGCUUGGCCAAGGAGCGUCAGCAAAAGUUUACCUUGGCCAUUUAAGUGAUGGCACUGAAGUUGCAGUCAAGAUGCUGACACCUACAUCAGUUCUAGUGUUUAAGCAAUUCAAGACUGAGGCUCAGCUGUUGACAAGAAUUCAUCACAAAAACUUGGUUUCUCUAAUUGGAUACUGUGAUGAAGGUUCAAGGAUGGUGCUCGUUUACGAGCAUAUGGCUAAGGGGAACUUAAAAGAGUAUUUAUCAGGUAAAAAAGAAGUUGUCUUGAGUUGGGAACAAAGGCUUCGAAUAGCCAUUGAUGCAGCACAAGCAUUGGAAUAUUUACACGAUGGUUGCAAUCCACCCAUAAUCCAUAGAGACAUUAAAACUGAAAACAUCUUAUUGAAUGAAAAAUUUCAAGCCAAAGUUGCAGAUUUUGGGUGGUCCAGAAGUAUGCCCUCUGAAGGUGGAAGCUAUGUAUCAACUGCAAUUGUUGGCACACCGGGGUAUGUCGACCCCGAGUACAACAGAACCUCAGUACCAAGUAAGAAAACUGAUGUUUAUAGCUUUGGGAUUGUUUUAUUGGAGCUUAUUUUGGGUCGACCUGCAAUCAUAAAGACCACAGAAGAGAGCCCAUGUAACAUAGCAGAUUGGGUUCACCAAGUCACUGCAAAAGGUGAUAUAAAAAUGAUUGUAGAUCCAAGGUUACAAGGAGAAUUUGAAACGAAUUCUGCCAGGAGAGCUGUAGAGACAGCAAUAUCUUGUGUGCCACGCAGCUCCAUAGAUAGGCCAACCAUGAGUCACGUGGUACUGGAAUUAAAAGAAUGUCUGAAAAUAGCCAUCGCCCACAAAAGAACUGACAAUGCUGAAGAGGAACAGGAUCAUAUUAGUAGUGAAGCUGUCCAUGAAAGAACUGACAAUGUGGAAGAGGAUCAUGAUCCUUUUGGUAGUGAAGCUGCCCAUGAAAGAAGUGAUGAUGCAGAAGAACUUGGUCCUCUUGCUUUUGAAGCUGCCCAUGAAGCAACCGACAAUGCCAAAGAGGAGCAGGGUCCUGUUCGUAUUGAAGCUACACAUGAAAGAAAUGACAAUGGGGAAGAGAGCCAUGGUCCUGUUGGUAUUGGAGCUGCCCAUAAAAGAAAUGACAAUGGAGAAGAGAACCAGGGUCCUGUUGGUAUUGGAGCUGCCAAUGAAAGACAUGACAACGGGAAAGAGGGCCAUGGUUCUGUUGGUAUUGGAGCUACCCAUAAAAGAAAUGACAAUAGAAAAGAGAACCAGGGUCCUGUUGGUAUUGGAGCUGCCCAUGAAAGACAUGACAAAGAGAAAGAGGACCAUGGUCCUGUUGGUGUUGAAGCUGCCCAUGAAGUUACAGACAAUGCAGAAGAGAACCAAGGUCCUAUAGGUAUUGAAGCCACCCAAGAAAGAACAGACAAUGUGGAAGAGAACUGUGGUCCUGUUGGUAUUGAAGCUGCUCAUGAAAGAACUGAUGAUUCAGAAGAGGACCAUGGGCCUGUUGCUAUUGAAGCCACCCAAGAAAGGAUUGACAAUGUAGAAGAGGACCAUGGUCUUGUUGGUAUCCAAGCUGCCCAUGACAGAAAUGAUAAUUGUGAAGAGGACCAUGAUCCUUUGAGUCUUGAAGCUGCCCAUGAAAAAACUGACAAUGUGGAAGAGAACCAUGGUCCUGUUGGCAUUGAAGCUGCCCAUGAAAGAACUGAUGAUGCAGAAGAGGACCAUGGUCCUGUUGCUAUUGAAGCCACCCAAGAAAGAACUGACAAUGUGGAAGAGGACCAUGGUCUUGUUGGUAUUGAAGCUGCUCAUGACAGAAACAAUGGUGAAGAGGACCAUGAUCCUUCGAGUAUUGAAGCUACUCAUGAAAGAACUGACAAUGUGGAAGAGGACGAUGGUCCUCUUGGUAUUGAAGCUACAACGGCUAUCCAAGAAAGGACAAACUCAUAUGAGGAGGCCAAAGAAAAGGAGAAGAAGAAGAAGAAGAAGAAGAAUGUUGUUGUUCCAGCAGUUGCAUCAAUUACUUCAGUUGUAGUCCCAUCAGAUGUAGACAUUGUUGUCAAACAUAAUGAGGAUGAUAAAACAUUUGAGCCAAAGAACCAACACGUCAGUUAUUCUGAGGUUGAAAGAAUCACUGACAAUUUCCGAAAGGAGCUUGGAAGAGGAACAUCAGCAAUAGUUUAUCAUGGUCGAUUUAGUAAUGGCACUGAAGUUGCAGUCAAGAAGUUGUCACCUUCAUCAAUUCUUGGGUUAAAGCAAUUCAAAGCUGAGGCUCAGCUUUUGACAAGAGUUCAUCAUAAAAACUUGGUUUCUCUAUUUGGAUACUGUGACGAAGGUUCAAACAUGGUGCUCAUUUACGAGUAUAUGGCAAGGGGGAAUUUAAAAGCAUAUUUAUCAGAAGCUGUCCUGAGUUGGGAACAAAGACUUCGAAUAGCACUUGAUGCAGCACAAGCUUUGGAAUAUCUACACAAUGGUUGCAACCCACCCAGAAUCCAUAGAGAUGUCAAAACAGAAAACAUCCUAUUGAAUGAAAAAUUGCAAGCCAAAGUGGCAGAUUUUGGGUGGUCUAAAAGUAUGCCUGUGGAAGGUGGAAGCUAUGUAUCAACUGCCAUUGUUGGCACACCUGGGUACCUCGACCCUGAGUAUCACAGAAACUCAGUGCCGAAUGAGAAAACCGAUGUUUAUAGCUUUGGGAUUGUUCUGUUGGAGAUUAUUUCAAGUAGACCUGCUAUCAUAAAGAUCACAGAAGAGAGCCAAUGCAACAUAAUAAAUUGGGUUUGCCCCAUCAUUGCAAAAGGGGAUAUAAGAAUGAUUGUAGAUCCAAGGUUACAAGGAGAAUUUGAGACCAAGUCUGCCAGGAGAGCUAUAGAGACAGCAAUUUCCUGUGUAUCAUUCAGCUCAACUGAUAGGCCUAUCAUGAGUGACAUAGUAGUAGAAUUAAGAGAGUGUCUAAAAAUUGCAAUGCCCCAUGGAAGAACUAACAAUUUGGAAGAGGGUCAUGCUUCUACUGUUGGUGUUGAAGCUGCAAGGACUGUUCAAGAAAGUUUGGAUGGAAAUCAGGAUUUCCGUAAGACAGACUCAUAUGAGAAGGCUAAGGAGACAGAGAAGAGGAAGAAGAAAAAGAAUUUUAUUGGUCCAGCAGUUACAUCAAUUACUUCAGUUUUAGUCCCCUCUGGAGCAUUAGCCAACUUGGGAAGAUAUAAAAAGAAAUGGCCACGUGGUAAAGAUAAGAAUUACUCUGCAUUCGAAAUAACCCCUCACCGAAUCAGAGUAACUAAAUUCCAGUGUCUACACUUUAGUUGCUCUGAUGUUGUAAGAAUCACUGACGAAUUCAAAAACGAGAUUGGAAAAGGAGGAUCAGCAAAAGUUUACAGAGGCCGUUUGAGUACUAGUCAUACUGAAGUCGCUGUCAAGGUGCUAUUACCAUCAUCAGAUACUGGGUUUGAGCAAUUUCGAAAUGAGGCUGAGCUGUUGACAAGAGUUCACCAUACAAACUUGGUUUCUCUGCUUGGAUGCUGUUUUGAAGGUUCAAGCAUGGCUCUCAUUUAUGAGUAUAUGGGGAAGGGGAGCUUAAGAAAGUAUUUAUCAGAUGAAAAUGAAGCUGUUUUGAGUUGGGAACAAAGAGUUGGAAUAGCAAUUGAUGUAGCACAAGGACUGGAUUAUUUACAUCAUAGUUGCACGCCACCCAUAAUCCAUGGAAACAUUAAAUCUGCAAACAUCUUAUUGAAUGAAAAAUUGCAAGCCAAAGUGGCAGAUUUUGGGUUGUCUAGAAGUGUAUCCAAGGAAGAUUCAACUUAUUCAUCAACUAUGGUCGUUGACCCAUAUGGGUACCUUGACCCUGAGUGUUCCUUAAGUUCAAGGUUGACUAAGAAAAGUGAUGUCUAUAGCUAUGGAGUUGUUCUAUUGGAGCUUAUUUCAGGCCGACCUGCAAUAAUAAAGAGCCGAGAGGGGCCAGUUCACCUAGUAGAAUGGGUUGGUCUCCUGCUUGAUAGGGGGGAAAUCGGGGGUAUUGUGGAUCCGAGGUUAAAUAUUGGAGACUUUGACGUCAAUUCUACCCGGAAGGCUUUAGAAACAGCCAUGGAUUGUGUAAAACUUAAAUCCAGUGACAGGCCAACCAUGAGUGACAUAUCAUAUAAAUUAAAAGUAUAUGAAUUAUUUAGCAAGAACACGUAGGGAUUGCCAAAUAAGGCAUUACUUCUCAGAUUCCGGUGAACAUCUAUUUGUAUUUCACUAUUUUGAAUAAUAAUGCUCUUGCCAAUUCUAUAAAAUAAAUUGAACCCAUCA
Molecule: messenger RNA, 6474 nt
Organism: Vitis riparia (riverbank grape)
Lineage: Eukaryota; Viridiplantae; Streptophyta; Magnoliopsida; Vitales; Vitaceae
Exons: 26
Coding region: 484-6363 (1959 amino acids)
Biological process (GO): protein phosphorylation
Molecular function (GO): ATP binding; protein kinase activity; protein binding
Source: RefSeq, a predicted model, not a curated record